Messenger RNA from Oppiella nova, 4755 nucleotides. Lineage: Eukaryota; Metazoa; Arthropoda; Arachnida; Sarcoptiformes; Oppiidae. The record is from the annotation of a GenBank genome assembly.
AUGCCAAACAUAACACAACUCUUCUUCAGUUUCACCACUUAUUUCAUACACUCUUUCAGCGCUAUCUUCACAACCGCUGAUGAAGACAUUCAGACGGCAUUCAAAUAUGCCAUACAUUUGCAUAAUAACGACACUUCCUCUCGAUUCAAAGUGGAGGCAGUGGUCGAUGUGGUGGACAGCGACGACCCCUUCAAAGUGAGCCGGGCCCUGUGCCUUCAACUAAGCCGAGGUGUAUUCACUUUGGUCUCACCGAUCAUCGGUCACGCCUACGAAACACUAGUUUCUUACUCAAAUAUGUUUCAGAUGCCAUUCGUUCACUUGGGGUUGAGUCGGACAAGUGAUGUGAGGCAUGCAAACUAUGGCAUCUCUAUGAGACCCACGUAUUUGCCGGCAAUCGUCGAUGUAAUCAAGUUCUAUGAGUGGAAAACCAUCAUUUACAUCUACCAAAACGAUGAUGGUUUAAUGAAAUUACAGCACAUAUUCUCCAUAGUUAACGAUAACUAUACGCUAGAAAUACGAGCCGUUAAGCGAAUAACUGAUGCAAAAGAUGCCCACAUUUUCCUACAGUCUCUGGAGUUAUCGGACAGUCAGUCGCGAAAGUAUGUAAUACUAGACUGCGAUUCAGAGACCGCCAAAAAUAUAAUCAUAGAUCACAUAAUGGAUGUGUACUGGAACAAUCAGGUGCUAGAGUUCGGUGCCAUUAAUAUAACAGGAUUUCGUAUUCUUCAGACAAACACUUAUGAAUUCAGACAAUUCUCCCGGAGUUGGAAGGGUCUGGACGCCCAGCGAUGGCCCGGAGCCGGAACUGACUACUUCUCUGCGGACACCGCUCUCAUGUUUGACUCAACGAAAGUGUUUUUAGACGCUUAUAAUCGCCUUUUGAAGGAAAAGUCUAAUAUGUUUCGCAAUAACUUCAGAAGAGGUGAGUUCUUCAACAAUGGGUCCAAAGGAAUCGAUUGCCAAAAACUUCCCAUCAGUUUCUGGGAACACGGAAACAAAAUCGCUAAAUUCAUUAGAAAAACAGAUAUCGGUGGACUCACUGGCAAUAUAUCGUUCAGUGAAAUGGGUUUUCGAAAAAACUUUUCGAUAGACAUCGUGGAGAUGACGGUUAACAAUGAAAUGUCAAAAAUCGCACAAUGGACUGAAGACGAGGGCAUGGAAUUGGUUCCGGGAAAGUAUCGCAGAGUCUUCCAGGAGUCCAAUAUUGAGAAUAAGACUUAUAUAGUGACCAGUAUUUUGGAAGAGCCAUAUUUGAUGGAGAAAGUGCCCGAACCGGGAGUUGUACUGACAGGAAAUGAUAGAUACGAGGGUUACUGCAAAGAUUUGGCCGACUCUAUCGCCAAAAACGUUAACUUCAAUUACGAGCUAAGACUAGUGAAUGAUUCAAAAUAUGGUGGUUUAGACUCCAAGUCUCCCAGCGGUUGGAACGGUAUGGUCGGGGAGCUCAUCAGAAAAGAGUCGGAUAUAGCGAUCGCGCCGUUGACCAUAACGUCUGCCCGCGAGAGAGUAAUCGACUUCACGAAGCCAUUCAUGUCUUUGGGAAUAUCGAUAAUGAUUAAGAAACCGGUCAAGAAGAACCCCGGCAUCUUCUCCUUCAUGAACCCUUUGAGUCAAGAGAUAUGGUUUCGAGAUUUUCUCCUCACGAGUGGCGAUACGAAGACACUCUUUGCGGACCUAAAGUCUGUAUCGGGACGGAUAGUUGGGUCCGUUUGGUGGUUCUUCACACUUAUUAUAAUAUCUUCAUAUACGGCUAAUUUGGCUGCUUUUCUAACUGUGGAGCGAAUGGUCACUCCAAUCAACUCAGCCGAUGAUCUUUCCAAACAAACUGAAGUGGAGUACGGAGUUUUGCGAUAUUCAUCUACAAUGGAGUUCUUUAGAAAAUCCAAAAUAACGGUUUACUCGCGAAUGUGGGAAUUCAUGAGCGCUAAGCCUAAUGUCUUUGUCGACUCGUAUAAGGAGGGCAUCAAAAGAGUGAGGGAAUCAAAGGGCAAAUAUGCCUUUCUUAUAGAAUCGACACAAAAUGACUACAUUAAUGAGCGCCAGCCGUGCGAUACAAUGAAAGUGGGCCGCAAUUUGGACGCUAAGGGCUAUGGUUUGGCAACUCCUUUAGGAAGUCCUCUCCGAGUUGAACUCAAUUUAGCGGUUCUUAAUCUCAUCGAAAGCGGGGAUUUGACUAAAUUGGAGAACAAGUGGUGGUACGACAGGUCCGAGUGCAAGACUAAGGACCUUAAGGAGUCGUCUCAGAGCGAGUUAACCCUGUCCAAUGUAGCAGGGUGCUUCUAUAUUCUCAUUGGAGGUCUAGUGAUGGCGAUGGCAAUGGCUUUAAUUGAAUUUUGCUGGAAAAGCAGGAAAGAAGCGCUUCAGUCAAAGAUCACUAUUUAUGAAGCAAUGAAAGCCAACGUUCGGCUCUCCAUCACAGGAUCGCCCGCUUAUUCCGUGUACUUAGAAAGGGCUCAUUUUGUGAGUUGUGUCGGCUGGACAUCACCAGAAGAAGUGAUAUCGUGUGGAGAUGACCACCAAUUGCUUGUCUGGAAUGUCUCAUCUCAUGAGUCGACUAAACUAUCGGAUUUGCCUAAAGAGCUCUUCCCAACAGACCUCCACUGUUAUGCAAAAUCUAGUAAACAGAAAGUGUCCGAUCAGAUGGUUUUGGGAGCUUCUGAUGGUAAGUAUCACUUCAUUUCACGCAAUGGAAAGAUAGAGAAGACAGUGGAGGCACAUACGGGUGCUGUGCUGGCCGUCCGAUGGAGUAAUGAUGGCUCAGCGCUGGCCAGUGCUGGUGAGGACGGACUCGUGAAAGUGUGGUCCCGGAGCGGAAUGUUGCGCUCAACCCUGUCCUCGAGUCCAGUCCCAACCUAUUGUAUAUCGUGGUCACCGAAAAACGAUCAAAUUCUCUACACUUUCGACAAAAACCUAAUAAUCAAACCUUUGACCCCAAACUCCAAACCCAUUGAAUGGAAAGCACACGAAGGAGUGAUCCUUAAAGUCGAUUGGAAUCCCAAUAACGACUUAAUCAUAUCCGGCGCUGAAGACCGCAGAUAUAAAGUGUGGGACUCUUUGGGAAGAGUGUUAUUCAUGAGCGCCACUCACGAGUUCCCGAUCACAUCGUUGUCCUGGGCUCCAGAGGGCACACUCUUUGCCAUCGGAUCCUACAAUACAUUGAAGUUAUGCGAUAAGUACGGCUGGUCUUAUUCACUGGACAAACCACAUAUCCAGAGCAUAUUUGGGCUGAGCUGGUCCACCGAUUCCACACAAAUAUCAGGCGCCUGUGCCAAUGGGAACGUCAUAUUCGCUCACGUCAUUGAAAAGCGGGUCGAAUGGAAGUCCUUUGAGGUGAAUGUGUUGGGCCGCAAGAAUAUUCACGUCAAAAAUGUGACCUCUGGUGUGGAGGACGACCUCGAGUUCAGGGAUUAUGUCAUAAAAAUAUCGUUUGAAUUCAAUCACCUGAUUGUCAUCACAACGAAUCAGUGUUUCAUAUAUAAGGCCAACAACUGGACGAUCGCCCACCACCUCGACCUCAAAGAGACUAAUGUAUCGCUUAUUCUUCAGUGCGAUAAACAUUUUAUGCUAAUCGACAGCACAAACGUCGGGCUCUACUCUUAUGAGGGAAGACUACUCUUGAAUAUCAAAUGGAUUGGUAUGAGAAUCGAGUCAUUAAAUUCUGAGACUAUAAGUUUGAGCGGUGAUACCAUUGCGGUCAGAGAUGCCAAUGAUAUGAAAGCGAUUCACUUCAUCGACACCACAAAUGGCAAAAUAAUGAACGAAGGCGUCAAUGCAUUGAAACACAAAUUAGACAUCACUUGCGUUGCACUCAAUUAUUGCGGACCAAUAUCUGAGAGGAUGUGUGCCUUUAGUGAUAAAAACGCCGACAUUUACUUAAGUCUUGUCCGACCGGCGCAGACAACAGUGUUUAAGACCAUUAAAUUGGUUUCAAUGGUUAAGUGUUUCAUUUGGAACAACGAUUCCAACAUUUUGGCCACAAUUCGCGAGAAUAAUCGCUUAAGCGUUUGGAUUUACCCGACGGUGGCCUUCGUUGACAGCGAUCUACUGUCGAUGGUUGUCAUCGAGAAGGACGGCACUGACAUCACCGAUAAAAGUCCGCAAAUUAUUAAUUUCCUGAACAACAGACUCAGUAUUCGUCGCUCUGAUGGGUCACUGAUCUCGUCGUCGAUCAAUCCGUUCGUAAAUCUCUUACACUCUUAUGCCUCACAACAGCAGUGGACUGAAGGACUCAAAUUGUGUCAGUUCUUGAGGGAUAACUAUGAUGUGAGGGCUCUGUGGGCCGCCUUCGCCGGGAUGGCCCUUCACGCCAGACAACUGGACACCGCAGAGAUGGCCUACGCGGCUGUCAAUCGUGUCGAUAAAGUGCUGUAUAUUCAGAAAAUACAGAAACUUAAAGACAAAGAGGCAAAGAGUGCAGAGAUAGCUCUCAUUUGUGGCAAUAUUAGAGAAGCAGAGAAUAUAUUAAUUCAAAGCGGAUUUAUUCUGAGAGCCAUUGCUCUGAAUCUGGAACUCUUCCGAUGGGAGAGGGCUCUCGAGUUGGCCCACAAAUACGAGAAGAACAAUAAAUUCAUGGAAUUGGUUCAGGCAUUCAGACACAGAUAUCUGGAAAGAGUGGGCAAAAAGGAAACCAUUCAAUCGUAUCGACAACUUUCUAAUGAAACAGAGUUCUCCGAAUGGAAUGUAUAUCAAGAAAGACUGGACACGGCUUAUGAGCACAGAGUAGUCACACAAUCCAAGAGUACAUCCAAGAAAUGA